ACCACAAUUCCCAAGAUGCAUUUGAAAUUACCGUGGCCACUGGACGGGGGAAGGGAAGCUGAGAUUGGAGGGAGAAACAAUCAGAAACUGAGUUUUUCAGAUAUUGUGUACAUAUGACAGCCCUUCCUCAGGACUCUGACCAUACAAGAACCCCAUCCAUGAUCCACAUCUCACCGGACACCUGCAGUUCUUACUCUGGACGUGUGUUGCAGUUUCAUGUGAGGCUGAAGACAUAACACAGCUCUGAUGUAUGUAGUAAAUUAAACUGUACUGGUAGCUCUGAGUGCUCAUUGGAUUUGUCUUGAGUGCCAAAGUGAUGAAGCGUCUUGGACGGGGAGAGCCCAGCCCUGAAAAGCAAUGUCAUUAUCCAGCUUCUGUGCACCUCUGAUGAGGCUGAGGAGUAAACCCAGUGGCCAAGCAGAUCUGUGGAGGAGAGGAAGGAGGGAGGUUUCCAGGAAACGUGUAUAUUGAUGGAUAGCCAUUUCCUCCAGUCAGCUCUUGUAGACUGAUACCUGCACAUUGCUCUCCGUGUACACACUCAAGGUUAGACUUUUGAAGUAGCCAACAAAACCAGGCUGCCGUCAAAACCACACAAUCGUCGGUAUCACACAGAAAAAAGAGAAUAUGAUGUGUGCAACAUGGAUUUCUAUUGCCAGUGACAGUUUUGUGAAAUCAAACUGGUGACUGUGGACACUAGGUUCUCUGUGUAUAUGAGGAAAAAAAGAGGAAAAGCAUAGAUACUCGCAGUCACUACACAUGUGCACUACAGAAACCAUGGUGGUCCUUGCAGCAGCUCAUCAGCCCAUUUCAGUCCGUGAUUUCAGAAGCCUUUAGAGGCCAGGAUCAGGAACACGCUCGCCAGCCAACACACUCAUAUGCAAUGGAAGAAGACAUUGAUGUCACAUCCCACCCUGAGGGCCUGAACGGUUUGUCCCAUGAAUGUAAACCAUUAGAGGAGAUCACCAAUGGACACUCCAACCAUAAGCCUGUCAUGAAUGGACUGAUUAUCGGUCAUAAUGUCAAAGACAACACCAACGGCAGCGCACCGCUCAGAUCCCUGCCGAUUUCAGCACUGAAGCAGAAUGGUCUUCUGCAGACACUGGCAGCCGGAGGGGACCAGCUGAAGCCUGCAGAAGAAGAUGUAGAGUUGGAAAAGGCCAGACAGGAGUGGGAAGCUCUGGAGAACAUCCAACCAGCUCUCACAGAGGACUCAAACCCAACCCCGCUCAUCUCCUUCAAUGAAGCCCUGCAGUACUUCCAGACCACAGACCUCGGGGACUUGCUAAAGAACAUCCAGCCAACCAUUCGCAGGACAGGACUCGCUGCAAUCACACACUUCCUCUUUGGACCGCCACGACUGCACAGGGAACUCCUGGAGGAGAGGGAUCUGGUCUUUGCCAUCGCACAGUGCCAUGUGGACAACAGCCAGACAGUCCACAUGCGUGUUCUCCAGACCAUUUAUAAGAGGCUGCUUGGCAGCAGGCUGGACUGUCCUCGCUUUGGGACGCACUGGGAAAACAUCGGCUUUCAGGGUACAGAUCCAGCCACUGACCUCCGUGGCACUGGUUUCCUGGGACUGAUGCAUACUCUGUACUUUGUGAUGGAUCCAGAGACUCUACCAUUGGCUAGAGACAUCUACAAGUUAUCACAACACCCUACACAGAACUUUCCAUUCAGUGUGAUGUCAAUCAACAUGACCCGCAUCGCUCUGCAAGUACUCAGAGAGGAAGCCUUGUCCAAGGAGUGCAAUCGUCGUCAGCAAGUGGUCGGUGUGUUGAAUGAGUUCUACGUUGCCACGUAUCUGCACCUGUACCAACUGUGGAAGACCCAACAGAAGACCAUUGCUGACUCUGGCUUUGUACUAAAAGAAGUGGAGCUGUUUGCCAAAAAGAACCCCAAGCAGAUGCUGCGCCGACUAGAGGUCUUCCUGAAAGAGAGGCGGGCAGGUGGAAUCCCCCGUGGGACGUCGCCAGACCCUCAGGCCCAACAGCACUCUCCUAGCCUGGGCGAACGCAGGGCCAGAGCCGGGACGGGACAGGGAAGCAAGGGAAAGGAGAUGCACUUCACAGGAGUGUGUGAUCUACCGCCAGACAUGGAGGGAGAGGCCAGACUCAUCUAAGCUAGACUCUGUCUGUGUGUGUGUGUGUGUGUGUAUGUGUGCGUGUGUAUGUGUGUGUGUUUGUGUGAGUGAGUGCUCUUGGGUGUGUGUGAGCAAUCCUGUUUGUGAGUGGCUUACUUUCAGAGAGCUAGAAGAAGAACCCACCAGACCCUGAUCUAGGACCUGCUGUCUGAACCUAUUCAAACAUUUCGGCUCCUUCCACUGAUGCUGGAGUGCUGCACUUUGAUCAGAUUAAGCUUGGGGGUCUUUCAGAGUUAUAUGGUUUUUUUGGGUGGGGGGCGGGUGUUGUAAUUAAUUUACUUCUCUUAAGAGAGAACAGUCAAAUUUAGAGCUGAAGCAGGUCAGAAACACAAGAUGUCACAAAACACCAAGAAAGUGAAUGUUUGCACUUUGCUGUGUGCAUUUAGUAGCCAAAUCAAUAGCUGCCAUGUUCUUGUGAUUAGAUUCUGCCUGCCUAGAAGUCCACGAUGUACACGAUAUGUCUCUAGGAUCUCUCAGCCAGGGUGUGUUAGCAAUGCAGAGGCAGGAGCGUGGCAUGGAACGGCUUUUUUUUUUUUUUAAAGGGUCGGUGUUCGCUCCUACUCCAAGAAACUGCUCCAUCACACGAGCAUGCUAACGACCUGUAAUGCAGUGGAAGAGCGUCAUCAUCAGGCAUAUUAUCAAACACUCUGUUAACUUUAGGGUGGUUAGAAAAAAAAAAAGUAACCAGUUUCAAGCCCCGCUAUGGAGCGAACAAGAGCAGGUUUCCUCUCAGCUUGAGUGGAGAGCAGAGAGCAGAAAUCACCAGUAGACGCCGUUCUCUCUUACAGAUCAGGCUUCAAAUGCAGGUUGCUUUGAAGGUCUGAUCACUUUGCAUUCUCUAUUAGAGCAUGAAAGAAGUAAAUGUCGUGAAAGAUGUUAAAAAAAGUGCAAGAAAGGGCCCUCCUGUCCAGGUGUGCGACAGCAAAGCCAGUUGUUGGUGUCAGUUGACAGCGGUCUGAUAGACUAGGUCCAGAGCUCCCUCUUAACAUGGGGGGAUAUAUUUUAAAUAAUUUUAAAAAUAACUAUUUUAGUCCUUUCCGAAGGGACAGCCGUCAUAACUUCAUAGUUAUGUAUAAAAGCACUUCAGAACUUUGUUAUUAAACUGAUGGCUGAGUGACCGUGAGAGGGAGUUUUAACACUGUUAAAUUCCACCAGAACAUCUGAAAAAGACUCGUGAACAUUCUCAGCUUUUCGUGGUUAAAGCCAAGAAGAUACUUCAUAACAGAGUCUGUGUGCUUGGUGUGGUCCCGGCUUAAGUCGAAGGUCUGGUAUGAGCUUUCUCUACAUUCCGUUAUAAAGCAUGUGAUUGUAAUUUUUUUUUUUUUUUUGACCAGUUAAAAAUUUAUUCCAGUGUGUGUGUGUGUGUGUGUGUGUGUG
This is a messenger RNA of Thunnus maccoyii (southern bluefin tuna), 3517 nucleotides long. RefSeq names its product ELMO/CED-12 domain containing 3 (gene elmod3). Lineage: Eukaryota; Metazoa; Chordata; Actinopteri; Scombriformes; Scombridae. The transcript is spliced from 13 exons. The record is from RefSeq and is a predicted model, not a curated record. The coding region runs from base 881 to 2119 and encodes 412 amino acids.